AUGAAGUUCACUGGAUUCACCUUCUCGUUCGCUCUGGCCGGCAUGGUCUCUGCCGCCGCCAUUCCUGGCCUGCCUGGUGCUGACGGGCUAGUUGGUGGUGUCAAGGGUGCUGCAGAGGGUAUCGUUACCGGCGUUGCUGAUAGCCACCUGAAGCGACAGCUCGCAAACGUCCAGCCUAUCACCGAGGGCGUGGCGAGCUCCCUGAACGGAGGUACUGGCAUUGUUGGUAGUGCUGUUGGUACCGCUGAGAGCACCGGCCAAGGCGCUGUUGGUACUGUCGAAAGCACCAUUGCUGGUGCCGCACACGUCAAGCGCCAAUUCGCCGGUGGCGAUGCUCUUAACCUUCUGACUUAUGACGAUGGUACUGGAAAGCCAACCCUCAAGAAUGUUAACAACGUAGCCGCCCUUAAGCGCCAGCUCGAUGUUGUCCAGCCGGUCACUGAGGGCGUGGCUAGCUCUUUGAACGGUGCCACUGGCAUUGUCGGUGGUGCUGUCGGCACCGCCGAGAGCACCAGCCAAGGCGCCGUUGGCACUGCUGAAAGCACGGUGGCCGGUGUUGGGCAUGCCAAGCGCCAGCUCAAGGAGGUUCAGCCUGUUACCAAUGGUGUUGCCAGCUCGCUGAACGGUGCCACUGGCAUUGUGGGUAGUGCCGCGGGCACUGCUGAGAGCGCUAGCCAGGGUGCGGUUGGUACAGUUGAGAGUACUGUCGCCGGUGUUGGAUCUGCUGCUAAGCGCCAGCUCGGUAAUCUUCCCGCCACUGCCUCCCAGACCGGUACUGAUGUCCUUGCUGGCCUCUCCGGAAACCCCAGCGGUAUCUACGGUGCGCUCGCCAACCUCCAGAUGCUUAUCAAGGCUGGCGAGAUAUCUCCCAGCGACAUCUCCAACCUCCCCGCUGCUUUCCAGCGUAUUGUUGCCAACCUUGCUGUCGCAUAA
Penicillium brasilianum is the source of this 933-nucleotide messenger RNA. The record is from the annotation of a GenBank genome assembly. Lineage: Eukaryota; Fungi; Ascomycota; Eurotiomycetes; Eurotiales; Aspergillaceae.